Bacidia gigantensis is the source of this 1386-nucleotide messenger RNA. RefSeq lists its product as uncharacterized. The transcript is spliced from 3 exons. NCBI's taxonomy places the organism in Eukaryota, Fungi, Ascomycota, Lecanoromycetes, Lecanorales, Ramalinaceae. The coding region runs from base 1 to 1386 and encodes 461 amino acids. The record is from RefSeq and is a predicted model, not a curated record.
AUGCAUACACCCACCGCUCUGGUAACGGUGGUCCUUGCCACGAUUAUCAGUGCUCUUGACUCUGUCAGCUGCGGUAUCACUGACUCUGGCCGCGUUGAUAUCACCGUGGGUUCUGGUAAAGUUCCUAAUCACCUUCAAGCAAUCGCUGGAGCCACGCAGUUUGGCGUUCAUCCUACCUAUGGUGAUCUUCAAGCAUCAGUGUCAACUACCUGCGAUGAAGAAGCCGACAAAUCUCUUUACGUGACACCUCAUCUUUUAUACAAGCACGUUAAUGGAGCCAUCGAGAACGUUGCCAGUGACGGCUUCAAAGUCUCGUAUGGGAAAGAUGUACAAAACGUCAAACCAUUCCCUCCUGGCUUUCGUAUGGUGACUGGCAACCCAUUCGCUCGCUCUAGCAGCAUAAAGACAUGUCAUCACGAGGACAACUCCGUUGAAGAUAUCACCUUCACCUGUCUCAACAGCAAUUUGGCUUCUGGAUCUCUGAAUUUCACUGACUGUACCAACACUCUUCGCAUCCAGGCGAAAUUUCAGUCUUGCUGGAACGGCAAGGAUGUUUUCAAAGCAGAUAAUUCCCACGUCGCAUACAAAUCUGGCAACGCAUGUCCCUCAAGUUAUCCAGUUCAACUCAUGCAAAUCACUCUCGAAAUGAGCUACACUCUGAACACUAUCGUGAAAGACGGCGGUCACUUCAUGUUCGCACAUGGUGAUGAUACUGGCUUCGGCUUUUACGGAAGCUUUAUCAACGGAUGGGCUUCAGAAGGCGAGCAACUCAACGGGAUGUCUCAAUCGAGCGAACGUGAGGACCACGCCGUCUCCACGAAAGGCGUUGGCUCGCAAGCGGUCCUUGCUAAAGCCAUCGUUGCUCGAGCUGUUCUCCCUGUGGAUGACGAUCCAAAAAUCAUAGGCUUCUUUCCAGGACUGACCUAUGUUUUCGACGGCUGCUGGCACGAGGGAACAUCUGGUCGUACGCUUGACGGCCCUUCAUACCUGGACGUAGACGGUAUGACUGCAGAUGACUGCAUUCGCUUCUGCUCCGGGCACGGUCUUCCACACGCAGGCGUGGAAUAUGGCCAGGAAUGCCACUGUGGAUCUGGUUUCGUGAAUGGAGGCUAUAAGAGCCCGAAGCACCCAGGGUUGAAUCUAUUCAACCACCCCAAGCACCCAUACAAGUCGACUGCCGCUGCCCUAAGAAGAUUUGAAGGCAGGGACCCGCCGGCGGUACCGAGAAGUCAAUUGGAAGGUGAUAUCCCCGGGGCCAGCUUUAGCGGCGCUGUUCCCCGAAUCAGGCGAGUCAUGCAGAGCACGAGCCAGGAGGCUAGGUUUAGUCAAUAUUGUCGGAUAUUGCUGGACUUGAUCAUCUCACCCUCACUUGUGGCAGACUUGUAA